AUGGAAGAAGAGAAUAAGCUGGUGGAGAAGAUGAUCGAGUUUGGCUACUCCAAGGAAAUCAGUCUGAGGGUUAUCAAGAAGAGCCGCGCGAAAACAAUCGACGAAGUGUUAAAUUGGAUCGAGCAGAGUGAACAAAAUGGAGGUGACGAGGAUGACGGAUACGAUGGAGGUGCAACAACUCCUGCUGAGUGUUUAAACGAUAAAGACGGAGGAAAGAACCCCGAACACACAACAACGAACACCGCGGACAAGGGUGAAAGCAAACCCAAAAUGACCCCAGAAGAAGCACAGAGGAAAGCAAUGGAACUACAGAAAAAAAUAAGAGAAAAAAAAAUGAUGAAAGAAAAAGAAGAAGAAAUACAAAAAGAAAAAAACCGAAUUUCUAUGGCGAAAGAAAUGCAAAAAAGAAGAGAACAAAUGGAAGAAUUCGAAAGAAAAAAAUACAUCGAAAAUUUGGAAAAAGAAAAAAAUGAACAUAAAAAGGAAAAAGAAAAACAGCUUCAAUUGUUAAGGAAGGAAUAUGAAGCCAAGUUUGGUAUCGCAUACCAAGUACAGAGUGAAAAAAAAAGCAUUAAUGAUUUGACAGAAAAUGAAAAGAGGGAAGAGAUUGCCAUUUUGCUAAACAGCUUAAAAAAUAAACACAAGGACAAGAAGAAGGAGUUACUGAGCUCGCUAACUAUUUUGAAAACGUACUUUUCCAAUAUCAGGGAUAAUAUUUUGGAGAAGAAGUUUCAGAAAAUUAAAAAGGAGAAUAAGGUGUUCGUCGAAAAGAUUAAAGUGUACGAGGAGAUGCUACAGGUGUUUUUGCUUGUCGGGUUUGAGGACACGGGCGAUUUUUACGAAAUUAAAAACUACCCAAACACGUACCUCCUCUCGUCGGCCAUCAAAUUCAUUGAUUUAAUUAUGAAGAAUUUGAGUUCGUAG
Molecule: messenger RNA, 924 nt
Organism: Plasmodium knowlesi strain H
Lineage: Eukaryota; Apicomplexa; Aconoidasida; Haemosporida; Plasmodiidae
Product: PUB domain-containing protein, putative
Exons: 4
Coding region: 1-924 (307 amino acids)
Source: RefSeq, a predicted model, not a curated record